Messenger RNA from Gastrolobium bilobum, 2932 nucleotides. Its product is annotated as protein TRANSPORT INHIBITOR RESPONSE 1-like. The transcript is spliced from 4 exons. The record is from RefSeq and is a predicted model, not a curated record. Gene Ontology annotation, biological process: SCF-dependent proteasomal ubiquitin-dependent protein catabolic process. Gene Ontology annotation, cellular component: SCF ubiquitin ligase complex. Bases 590 to 2341 code for a protein of 583 amino acids. NCBI's taxonomy places the organism in Eukaryota, Viridiplantae, Streptophyta, Magnoliopsida, Fabales, Fabaceae.
GUGACCCCCAAUCUUUUAUUUUCUCUGUCAUCACUCUUCUUCCUCUGUUAUCCAUAUAAAUAUAUAUCUACUGGAUCUUCUUCAACCUCUUCCUAUUUAACGGAUCUCAGAUUCCAAGUUCUUUUUUUGGGUCUCCAAAUUGUGUUUUUUUUUUUUUCUCCCUUCUUUUUGCUGAGUUGUUUUUGUCUGAAACCACUUAGGUUCUCUGUUUCUUUUGUUUUGAAAGAGAAAACAAGGAAGAAAUGUAGUCAAAGAGUCAAGGAUACAUAGCAGCAAGUUUUCAGUGUUGAAGAGUACUCUUAGUAGUACAUUGCUUUAUUUCCACUACUUGACAAGUUUUUUUUUUUUUUCUUUCUGUGCGGUUCACAGAAUUUUCCGUUAUUGAAAAUUUUCUUUUUUCUGCAACCCCUUUUCCUUUUACCUGUCUUUUUCUGCACCCUCUGUUUCACUUAGCUUGAAACUUCUUUUUUAUUGGUCUUUACCAUAAUUUACCAAGUUGGUUGCUUUCAAAUCUCAUUGUUGAUUCACAAGGAUGCUUUAAAGUUUUUAUUUUUAUAAUUUUCUUUUUUUGGGAGCUUCUGGGUUGGAAAUGGAGUGUAAGAGAAAGAAGGAAUCUCCAGAAUCAAACAACUUGAACCGAGCUUCGGCUUUUCCAGAUGAGGUGUUGGAACGAGUUCUUGGCAUGCUGAAAUCACGCAAGGAUAGAAGCUCAGUUUCAUUGGUUUGCAAAGAGUGGUACAACGCUGAGAGAUGGUCAAGGAGGAAUGUGUUCAUAGGGAACUGUUACUCUGUCUCUCCUGAGAUCUUGACACGCAGGUUUCCAAACAUACGCAGUGUUACACUGAAAGGGAAGCCACGUUUCUCAGAUUUUAACUUGGUUCCUGCCAAUUGGGGUGCUGAUAUUCAUUCAUGGCUUGUGGUUUUUGCUGAAAAGUACCCUUUGCUUGAAGAGUUGAGGCUCAAGAGGAUGACUGUUACUGAUGAGAGCUUGGAUUUUCUGGCCCUUUCUUUUCCCAAUUUCAAAGCUCUUUCCCUUUUGAGUUGUGAUGGAUUCAGCACUGAUGGGCUGGCUGCAAUUGCCACUAAUUGCAAGAAUUUAACUGAGCUUGACAUACAAGAGAAUGGUAUUGAUGAUAAAAAUGGUAAUUGGUUAAGUUACUUCCCAGAAAGCUUCACAUCAUUGGAAGUAUUGAACUUUGCCAACCUACACAAUGAUGUAAAUUUUGAAGCACUUGAGAAACUUGUCAGUAGGUGCAAAUCAUUAAAGACUUUGAAGGUUAAUAAAAGUGUACCACUGGAACAGUUACAAAGGCUACUUGUUCGGGCUCCUCAGUUAGGUGAGCUUGGUAGUGGCUCAUUUUCCCAAGAGUUGACAACACAGCAGUACUCAGAGCUUGAAAGUGCAUUGACCAAUUGUAAAAAUCUUCAUGCUCUUUCUGGUUUAUGGGAAGCUGAAGAACAAUCUCUCCCAGUUCUGUACCCUGCUUGCACAAAUCUGACUUUCUUGAAUUUUGGUGAUGCUUCUCUUAACAGUGAUGAUCUUGCUAAGCUUAUUGUUCACUGUCCUAAUCUUCGGCGCCUCUGGGUUGUGGACACAGUUGAAGACAAGGGGCUUGAAGCUGUUGGAUCAUACUGUCCAUUGCUUGAGGAACUGCGUGUUUUUCCUGCAGAUCCCUUUGAUGAGGGCAUUGUCCAUGGGGUUACUGAAUCAGGUAUUGUUGCUGUGUCUCAAGGAUGCCGGAGACUUCACUAUGUCCUCUACUUUUGCCGGCAGAUGACAAAUGCUGCUGUUGCUACUGUUGUGCAAAACUGCCCUGACUUCACUCAUUUCCGACUCUGCAUUAUGAGCCCUGGUCAGCCAGAUUACCUGACACAUGAACCUAUGGAUGAGGCUUUUGGAGCAGUUGUUAAGACUUGCACUAAACUCCAGAGGCUUGCAAUGUCAGGUUUACUGACUGACCUAACAUUUGAGUACAUAGGAAAAUAUGCCAAAAACUUGGAAACUCUUUCAGUGGCUUUUGCUGGAAGCAGUGAUUGGGGCAUGCAGUGUGUGCUGGAAGGUUGUCCAAAGCUGAGAAAACUUGAGAUAAGGGACUGCCCAUUUGGCAAUGCAGCACUUCUGUCAGGUUUGGAGAAGUAUGAAUCAAUGAGGUCACUGUGGAUGUCAGAUUGCAAUGUUACAAUGAAUGGUUGUAGAUUGUUGGCAAAGGAAAUGCCUAGGUUGAAUGUUGAAGUUAUAAAGGAAGAAGGAAGUGAUGAUAGUCAAGCUGAAAAAGUUUAUGUUUAUCGUUCUGUUGCUGGGCCAAGAAGGGAUGCCCCUCCAUUUGUUCUCACUCUCUAAAAUGUUAUCUCUACUCCUACUUUGAAGCUCAAAAAAUCCUUGGUGGCAAAACCCGCAUACUGAUUACCAAGCCUCAAUAAUAUGGAAGGUGGAAAGGAAGAAAGAGGGGGAUUCUGGAAGAUACAAAUCUCAAUCAUGUUGACAAUGCUUGAAACGUAGCCAUUUGAUUGUUCUUUCGGUACAUCAAUGCAAAGGAUAAGGAAGGCCAGAGACACACAAUAGAGUCAGCUUUUGACAUCCUAUAAUUGCAAUGAACUUGCCUUCAUGAGACCAACUGGCCCCACCAAGAGAUAUAAUGAGAUGAACAGAUGUGAGCAAAAAUAAAUGGGUUCCUGAGCAAUCAUUGUCAACAAUAUCCAUAUGACGUGAAAAUUCUGGUAUUGAUUACAAAGUUAUUUGAUUCCUGAGAAUCAUGACAGAAGGAAUUUGAUGGAUGCUUAAGCCAAGUCUGUACUCAUGGAUAUGUCUGGCCUUAUGCUGCUUAGUGCUUAUUAAAGACAUUGUGUUACGGAUUGAAAUAUCUAUUUUAGAGAAAUAAAUGAGAUUAAAAAAAAAAAGAUGAAAUUAUGUAUGCAUGAUUGGAUAAAUUGU